Molecule: messenger RNA, 1077 nt
Organism: Penicillium nucicola
Lineage: Eukaryota; Fungi; Ascomycota; Eurotiomycetes; Eurotiales; Aspergillaceae
Product: isocitrate/isopropylmalate dehydrogenase family protein
Exons: 2
Coding region: 1-1077 (358 amino acids)
Molecular function (GO): oxidoreductase activity, acting on the CH-OH group of donors, NAD or NADP as acceptor; NAD binding
Source: RefSeq, a predicted model, not a curated record
AUGACCACCAGGCCUUCAUACCGCAUCGCCUCGAUCCCCGGAGAUGGAAUUGGCCCUGAGGUAGUCAAUGCCACAAUCAAAGUGGUAGAGAGACUGGCAAAGACCCUCAACACGUUCGAUAUCAGCUUUGACCACAUCCCAUGGGGCACAGCACACUACAAACAAACCGGGAGCUAUGUGACCGGCAACGCACUUGACACCCUGCGCAACUAUGAUGCAUCACUAUUCGGUGCUGUAGGCGCCCCUGACGUGCCCGACCAUAUCUCCUUAUGGGGCCUGCUCCUGGCAAUCCGAGGCCCCCUCCAACUCUACGCAAACGUACGCCCUGUACGAACAUUCCCAGGAACAAAAUGCCCCCUCACCACAGCCACAGACGGCAUUGACUGGAUGCUCGUGCGCGAGAACUCAGAAGGCGAGUACGCCGGCCAGGGAGGACGAUCUCAUGUCGGCCAGCAAUGGGAAGCAGCAACCGAAGUGGCGCUGUUCACGCGUGUCGGUAUUGAGCGUAUUAUGCGAUUCGCAUUUGAAAUGGCGCAGUCUCGGCCGCGCAAGCUGCUGACGGUUGUGACGAAGAGCAACUCCAUGCGUAACGGCAUGGUUCUUUGGGAUGAAGUUGCUGCUUCUGUUGCGAAGGAUUUUCCGGAUGUGACUUGGGACAAGAUGCUUGUUGAUGCGAUGACUGUGCGAAUGGUUGCAAAGCCACAGUCUAUUGAUACUAUCGUUGGUACCAAUCUGCAUAUGGAUAUUUUGUCGGAUUUGGCUGCUGCGUUGGCUGGUUCGAUUGGUGUUGCGCCUUCUAGUAAUCUUGACCCUACACGCAAAAAUCCUUCAUUGUUUGAACCCGUUCAUGGCAGUGCAUUUGAUAUCACUGGCAAAGGGGUUGCUAAUCCUGUCGCUACUUUCUGGUCUGCGGCGGAGAUGCUCAUCUGGCUGGGUGAGAAGGAUGCUGCGGCUAAGCUGAUGGGCUGUGUCGAACGUGUUUGUGCUGCUGGCAUUCUGACACCAGACCUUGGAGGCUCUUCUAACACUCAGGGGGUGGUGGACGCUGUGUGUUUGGAGGUUGAGAAGUUGGCUUGA